UGAUAAUUCACAAUGUCUAGAGUAAUUAUCUCAGGGAACUGAACUUCAGCUUGGUUUAGCUGUCCAAAGCCAAAAUGCCACUUUAUCUGUCAAGAGGAGGCUCGCAUGUGAACUACUGACAUACUUUGGGCAGGCCCAUUGCUGUUUGUCUGAAGGUAAUAAUAAUGGAAAAUCUGGAAAGAAGCACAUGUUAUUCCUUAAAUUUAAGUAUCUUGAAGCAAAGGCUGCAGCUUACUACUAUCAUGGCCUGAUUCUUGACAAAGGUACUGAACCAUCUUGCCACAUUAGUGCUAUGUGUUGUUUCCUCGCUGCAGAAGAACUUCAAGCAGAAAGCAAGAAGGCGUGCCUAGCCUUUUGUCUAGCAGAUCCCAUUACUAGGGUUCCUCCACCAUGGGGUGCUAUGCAGCAUUUACACAAGAAAAUUCCGGAAACCGCAUCCAAGAAAUCUCAGAUGUAUGGCUACCUUUUAGAUCAAGAGAAAGGUCUUCAUAUUUUGCCUGAUCUUCUGGAAUUCCAGUUGUCGCUGAAACCUGAUGAAUAUGAAUUGCCUGCACUGGAUUCUGCAUGGAAUUCUGGAAGUUGGGAAAUACCCGGACAACCUCUCAAGGACCACCUUAAAGAUGGUGAAGAAGAAAUUGAAACAUAAAUGUACCAGAGAAGUUGAUCUUUUUCUUUUAUCCCUACUUGUGAAAUGACAUAUUGUACAAGUAUUUGUUUCAGUUCUCGGGUGAUAAUUAUGCAUGCGAGAAUGAGAUGAUUGUACAUUCAUAUCACUACUAUAUAAAAAGGGCAAUGUUAGUUUAUUGUAAAAAGAACAGUUGAUUCUUCCAUUUUUACAUGCUGUAACAACUUUUUUUUUCA
Olea europaea var. sylvestris is the source of this 861-nucleotide messenger RNA. RefSeq lists its product as uncharacterized. The transcript has 5 exons. Lineage: Eukaryota; Viridiplantae; Streptophyta; Magnoliopsida; Lamiales; Oleaceae. The record is from RefSeq and is a predicted model, not a curated record. The coding region runs from base 188 to 646 and encodes 152 amino acids.